Molecule: messenger RNA, 1683 nt
Organism: Candidula unifasciata
Lineage: Eukaryota; Metazoa; Mollusca; Gastropoda; Stylommatophora; Geomitridae
Source: the annotation of a GenBank genome assembly
AUGAAUCUUGCAGUCCCAUUGAUGCUACUGAUAACAUCCGCCGCAGUCGCAUCUAUGCAUAGACCACUUUGUCCAUCUGCUUGUCAAUGUUCAUCACAGUACUACGUGUAUUGUCAAGAUAUGGAAAUCACCGACCUCCAGCUAGCUGAGAUCAUUUCAGGAGUUUCCUCAUCAGCAGUUUUACUAGACCUCAGCUCCAAUCACAUCACUCGAAUACAGGAAAACACCUUCACUUCACUUCCAAAUUUAGAAUAUCUAUAUUUAUCAGCCAAUAGCAUCACAGAACUUUCCAACAAUGCUUUUCUGGGACUUCCCAAACUAAGGGAGCUGACUCUAAAUGAUAAUGGACUAGAUGUUGUUAAUUCCAGAUGCUUCAGUGAGUUGUCUCAACUUAAAGAUUUAAAUAUGGAGAACAAUUUAAUUAAAAGUCUACCAGAGGGACUAUUUAGGAACCUGGCAUCUCUGCAAAAUCUACAGCUUCAAAAAAACCACAUGACAGCCUUGCAACCAAAUCAGUUUUCGGGAUUAACAAAUUUACGAUUACUGAAUUUGAGCCAUAAUUCGUUAACAUCAAUUGCUGGGUCUGUGUUCAGUGGAUUAAGAUCUGUUAUCCACUUAUCACUUAUGAAUAAUAAUUUGAAUCUAAUACUGGAUAAGAACAAUAUUUCUGAUCUUGUAUUUAUGCACGGGAAUGAUUUUUAUCUUUCUCUUAAUUUCGUGUCAAUAGCAGACAAUAAUAUAGAGUAUGUCCCAUCUCAUGUGUUUCCGCACAACGCCAACAUCAAACAUAUUGAUUUAAGUGGAAAUCGAAUUCGUCGGAUUGGAGGUCACGCGUUCAACAGCUUGCAUUUAGAAUCUGUAAAUCUUCAGAAAAACAAUAUAUCUGAAGUCAACAAAGAUAUUUUCAAAGAUGCAAGAAGAAUAUUACAUUUAAAUUUAAGGCAUAAUAAAAUUCAAAACAUUUUCACAGGCGCGUUUGAUAGUAUAAGGGACAACAUUAUCAACGUUGACCUGCAGUUCAAUCAGUUAUCAUACUUACAUCCUGGUAUGUUUCGUGGCAUGCGUAGGUUAAGGACGCUCAAUCUGGCAGCUAACGGAAUUUUUCUGAUAUUAAUUCUGUUAAAUUUAUCUAUGAAUUUAUUUAUUGUGUUAAGUUCUGAGACGAUUUCUGGUCCCGCUGCUCUUCGAAGAUUACUCAUCGUCUGCAACCCUUUGCAGAAACUUGUGGGGUUUUCAUAUGAAGAUGUUAAUGAUAGGAUAUUUAUAGAAUCGAACAGUACAAUGAUUAGUUCCACACCAACGUCCGUCCUCAUCACAUGGCCUUACAAAGAAGGGACACAACUGUACUGGACUCUGUCAGUUAAUUGUGUUAAUCAGGUGGCUUGUGAGGUCCCGCAUUAUGAAUCCACCCUGCGACCUUAUAUCUCACAGGUCAUAGUCGCGGGGUUGCGACCGGGAGCUGAGUACUUCAUCUGUGUGACCCCAGUGUUCUUGUCAUCAGAGGUCAACAUCUCCCAGUGUGCUCACGUGAGGACACAACUGGAUUCUCUCAAUGAUGUUAGACAUUCGACAGAUCCUGAUGCCCAGACAAAUGAUCCAGUCAACAAUUCCUCUUCGAUAUUCGAUAUUAUUGCUUUGUAUUUUCUUGUUGUUAUAGCUCAUGGUAUCAUGCAUAGUUACUAA